This is a messenger RNA of Boleophthalmus pectinirostris (great blue-spotted mudskipper), 1891 nucleotides long. RefSeq names its product tubulin beta-4B chain-like. The record is from RefSeq and is a predicted model, not a curated record. Lineage: Eukaryota; Metazoa; Chordata; Actinopteri; Gobiiformes; Gobiidae. Bases 164 to 1498 code for a protein of 444 amino acids. The transcript has 5 exons. Gene Ontology annotation, cellular component: microtubule; cytoplasm. Gene Ontology annotation, biological process: microtubule cytoskeleton organization; mitotic cell cycle. Gene Ontology annotation, molecular function: GTPase activity; structural constituent of cytoskeleton; GTP binding.
AAGGCGAGACCGCAGCCACAGCCUCAGCGCCACUCUCCUCCUCUUCGCCAUUCAGCCUCAGCUCGCGCCCCUCUGAGCCGGGACACGCAGACCGGACCAGUUCAGGACCACUCACCGAGUUUACAGCUCCAAAUCGGACAAGGCUAAACCACACACCGCGAACAUGCGUGAGAUCGUGCACCUGCAGGCCGGCCAGUGCGGGAACCAGAUUGGAGCCAAGUUCUGGGAGGUGAUCAGUGAUGAGCAUGGCAUUGACCCGACUGGAACCUAUCAUGGAGACAGCGAUCUGCAGCUAGACCGGAUCAAUGUCUACUACAACGAAGCUUCAGGUGGGAAGUACGUGCCCAGGGCCAUCCUUGUGGAUUUGGAGCCAGGCACCAUGGACUCAGUCCGCUCUGGCCCCUUUGGCCAGAUCUUCAGACCUGACAACUUUGUCUUUGGCCAGAGUGGUGCAGGGAACAACUGGGCCAAGGGUCACUACACAGAGGGAGCAGAGCUGGUGGACUCGGUGCUGGAUGUGGUGAGGAAGGAGGCGGAGAGCUGUGACUGUCUGCAGGGUUUCCAGCUUACACACUCGCUAGGUGGGGGCACUGGCUCUGGGAUGGGUACUCUACUCAUCAGUAAGAUCCGGGAGGAGUACCCUGAUCGCAUCAUGAACACAUUCAGCGUGGUGCCUUCCCCCAAGGUGUCUGAUACUGUAGUGGAGCCGUACAACGCCACUCUGUCUGUGCACCAGUUGGUUGAAAAUACAGACGAGACCUACUGCAUAGACAACGAAGCUCUUUACGACAUUUGCUUCCGCACUCUCAAACUGACCACACCCACUUACGGUGACCUCAACCACCUCGUUUCAGCCACCAUGAGCGGGGUCACUACCUGUCUGCGUUUCCCCGGGCAACUCAAUGCCGACUUGCGUAAACUGGCUGUCAACAUGGUCCCCUUCCCACGUCUGCACUUCUUCAUGCCCGGUUUUGCUCCUCUGACCAGCAGGGGGAGCCAGCAGUACCGCGCUCUGUCUGUACCUGAACUAACCCAGCAGAUGUUUGAUGCCAAAAACAUGAUGGCGGCUUGCGAUCCCCGGCAUGGUCGCUAUCUCACGGUGGCUGCGGUUUUCCGCGGCCGCAUGUCCAUGAAGGAGGUGGAUGAGCAAAUGCUGAAUGUCCAGAACAAGAACAGCAGCUACUUCGUCGAAUGGAUCCCCAACAAUGUGAAGACCGCCGUGUGCGACAUCCCACCACGCGGUCUCAAAAUGGCUGCCACCUUCAUUGGCAACAGCACAGCCAUCCAGGAGCUGUUCAAGCGCAUCUCCGAGCAGUUCACCGCCAUGUUCCGUCGUAAGGCUUUCCUCCACUGGUACACAGGAGAAGGCAUGGAUGAGAUGGAAUUCACUGAGGCGGAGAGCAAUAUGAACGACUUGGUCUCCGAGUAUCAGCAGUACCAGGACGCCACAGCCGAGGAGGGCGAGUUUGAGGAGGAGGGAGAAGAGGAAGGGGCCUAGAGCUGAAAUUGUCAUUCAUGGUUUUAUCAAGAGCACCCUUCACAACUCCAUCCAGCCAUCACUGCCACUCCACUGACUUCUCUGACCUCCUUAUUCUUUGCUCUUCUCUUCUGCUAUCUCUCUCUCUCUCUCUCUCUUGCUAUCUAUCUAUCUAGCUAUUGAUCUAUACACUCAUCUCUAUUUUCUGUCACUGUCAGAGGAGCCUUCACACUAAACCAGUUCUCAUCUCAGUGCUGCUUAGAAGUAGCUACACAGCUGUGCUUGUGGUCUUUUGUCAGUAGCUUUUUGAUAAUUGUUCAUUUUAUCAUCACUUUCAUAUAUGGGUCAAAAUAAACUCACAUAUAAAUGAUGUUAUUUGGCAUUGAUAUUAUCAAAUAAAUAUGAAAAAUCUUA